GGCGGCGGCCGGUCCGCCGCCCGCCCGCCGGUCGCUCAGCCGGGCUGCCGGACCCUCGCCGCGCUGCUCCCUCCGUGGGCCGUGCUCGUUUCUCCGGCCGAUCCUCCGUGGCCCCCGGCAUGCUGAGGGGGUCGCAGCGCCGGGGCGUCGCGGUCUCUUGCGCCGCAGCGCUCGGCGCGCACCGACCGGCUGCGGGAGAAGGAGGAGCUGAACGGCCGCCUGGCCGCUCUGCGUCGAGAAGGCGCGGAGCCUGGAGGCAGAGAACCGCGACCUGAGGCGGCGGCUCGCCGACCACGGCGCGGCGUGCGGCCGCGGGGUCGCCCGAGUGAGGGCGGCGUGCAGCACCUUGCUGGCCGACGCCCGCCGGGUGCUGGACGACAGAGCGCAGGAGGGGGCCGGGCUGCGGGUCGAGCUGAGCAACGCGCAAGCCGAGCGCGACCAGCUCCUGAGCAGCUAUGCAAAACUGCAAUCUGAUCUUAAUGGAGCCCAUGUCAAAUUUUGAGAGUUUGAAGCAGACUUCAAGUCUAAACAAGCUGUGCCGGCCACAACCAUUGGUGAAAAGAAGUAUCUGGAGAGUCAAGAUGAGAAGUUAAACAUUCAAACUGUGCAGCUUAAUUUUUCUUUAGCUAUUGCCAAGGAAGAGCUUGCAAAUGAAAGCUUACUGAAGGUGGAUCUUGAAAACCAUUGUUAGUCUCUCUGAGGACUUGGAAUUCCAUAAAAAGAUGUGUAAGGAGGAUAUCAGUGAAACAAAGAAAUAUGAAAUUUACUUACAUGAGGCUGGUUCUAGUUGUCAAACUGGAAAUGAAAAUAAACUGACUGAAACCCUUCAGAAAGUAAGAGAACUGUGUGAUGCACGAGUGCAGAAGUUCAAAGAGCGGCUUGAGCAGACUUACCGCACCAGAGUGAGAACAUCUUUUCAUACAGUUCUUGAGAAUGCUAGACUGUCCUCUGAGAUGAGCAAUCCUGUAGCCAAAUCAGUAAGAAAACAAUUGACAGCACAUUGCAUGCAAAUUGAUGGUCUGUCUUCCAUUGUCACCGGCCUGCAGAAAGGGGCUAGAGUAUGGCAAGAUAAAGUGCACAAGCUUGAGACUCACUUGGCUAAGGAACAGGAAAAGUAUUUCAAAAUGCUGUGGAAGAACAAGAAGGGAGUCUCAGAGGUGAAAGCCCAGAUGCAGGAGCAGCUGAGUAGCCAACAAAACCUCAUGGAUGUUAAACUGGCACGUGAUGUGGAAAUCAGUGCAUACCAGAAAUUACUGGAGGCUGACAAGGAGAGGUUGAAAAUUGCUCCGAACCCAUCUGCCCAAGUGGCAGAGUCACAGACUUCAUCGAGCUGUGCUGUGCGUACAGAGGAGAGGGUUGACAUGGAGCAGUCUGAAACCAGAAGUGAUGUUAACAUUUUUCACUCAGCUUCUGCCACUGGAAAUCUUUCUAUUGAGGAGAUAGACAUUGAUGGAAAAUUCAUCCACUUGAAGAACACCUCUUGACAGGAUCAACAUGUGGGAGGUUGGGAGAUGACACAGAAAAUAGGAAACACUUCUGCUAGUUACAAAUAUGCCUCAAGAUAUAUACUAAAGGCAAGCCAAAUGGUUACCAUCUGGGCUGCAAAUGCUGGAGUAACUUCUAGCCCUCCCAUUGACCUCAUCUAGAAGAACCAGAAUUCUUGGGGCACUGGUAAAGAUGUGAAAGUUGUACUGAAAAAUUCUCAGGGAGAGAUAAAGUUGCUCAGGGGAAGCACUGUCUUUAAAACAACCAGACAUGAAAGGGAAGAGCAGGAAGUAGAGGAGGAACCAGAUGAAGUUAAGGAGGAAGACCAUCAUGCACAGGAUUUCCUGCAAGCCAGUUGUUUAUGCUUAAGUUUGGCUUAAGCCAGGUACACCUAAAUUUACCCGAAGUUUUGAGAACUUAAAUAUCUCAUUUUCUCUGAUAAAGAAAUUGGGAGAUUUAAAGAUGCCAUUAGAGGAAAAUCUCAUAUGCUGAAGAAAUGCAACUCUGAAGGAAGUAUAACGGUGAGAACUUUCAGUGACAAUAUAAAAUGUUUUGAGAUGUAAUGGAAGAUACUGAGAUAGAAUGUGAACAACCAAAUGUGCUCUGAGUUUUAUCCAUUGCCUUACUGUUUUGACCAGUUCUUUUUUCUUAAAGUAACAAACAUAAGUUCCUGUAAGGCAAUGUUCAAGUUUGCUGCUUUGUCUAAAACUUUUCUACAUUUCACUUAGUAUUUAUCUUAAAGUCAGAAGAGGUAAUAUAGAAUAGUAAUGGAGCGCGUACGUAAACAGACAAAUUGAGAGAGUUGGCUGUGUUGGAAAUUGUGUUUUUUUGGCCUGUAACUGUGGCAUUUAAUAAAGAGUCAGGUUUUUGUUGCAGUUAUGCAAAAGUACUGAA
Molecule: messenger RNA, 2379 nt
Organism: Tyto alba (common barn owl)
Lineage: Eukaryota; Metazoa; Chordata; Aves; Strigiformes; Tytonidae
Gene: LMNB1
Product: lamin B1
Source: RefSeq, a predicted model, not a curated record